AUGGACCCCGCAUCUGUGAUUAGGGUCAUUGACGUCGUCACCGAGGUCACACAGGCUAUCUACGUCUACGGCGAUGGCAUCAAAGAAUGCAGAACGGAGGUCGCGCAACUACGCUGCGAGCUUUUCGGGAUGCAGGCAGCGCUCACACAGAUGGAGCAGGACCUGAAAUUCAUGCAAGAGAAUAGAAGCACAUACAUUGUGGCUUCGUCAAACCUGCAAUCUCCCCAAUGCCAAGACAUGCUCCAUGAGACACGUUUGGUUCUUGGGAAGCUUGCUGAUACUCUCAGAACUGGCCCGUCGAGAACACGCCAGCUGACAACCAAAUUGACAUGGCCUCUAAAACGGCCCCAAGUCCAAGCGUUGGCGACGCACCUGGAGCGUCUCAAGACUUUCUUCAUCCUCACCGUGACAAGGGACAGUCUACAGUCUACACAAGACAUGCAAUCUUCUGUCGAUGCAAUAUUUCAAUCUGUUCAAGAACUUCAACAAACUCAAGAGGAAGAAGCUGUGUACUUGGAUGCCAUGAAGUGGCUUGCGCCCAGCGACCCCAGCAUAGCCCAUGCUACAGCUUCGUCUUGUCGCUUGGCAGGCACAAAUUCCUGGUUCUUGGACAAGACAUUUAAGGACUGGGCUUCUGGAACCGCCCCAUUUCUUUGGGUGAAAGGAAAUCCCGGCUCCGGCAAGACAUGCUUGCUGUCCGCCUGUGCUGAUAGACUCCUGCAAUCAGAAUGCCUCGUCACCUACUUCUACUGUUCUUACAACGACUCCUCAUCGCAGGAGCCUCGCAAUAUACUCGGCUCGCUCGUCGCUCAACUCUGCCGGCAGCGCGCGGUCAUUCGGCAUGCGGUGAUCUCAGCCUACCAAGAGUCCAAGUCGCGCAACAGCUUAGUUGAUCUGGUGCAGGUCCCAAUGCUUGUUUCGCUGAUUCAAAGGAUUGCUCGAGCACUCUCAGAUGAAAUCUUCUUAUUUGUGGACGCCGCGGACGAGUGUGGAGAUAAUCUAGCUGCUGUGCUGGAGGCGCUUUUCAAAGCUGUCACCAGCGGAGUCAGCGGGCGCGUCCGACUCAUGCUUUCAAGUACUGAGAAUGUAGCACAGACGAUUCAAGAUAAUAUCACUCUGCACGGCGUACCGACGAAUAAAGUCAAGCUGGAUGUCGCCAUGGUCAGCAACGACAUUGACGCGUACGUCACGAACCGAUUUACGCGAGAGUCCAAGCUCAAACGGCUGCGGCCUGACCUACAAGCAUCACUCAUUAAGACCAUCCAGUCUCAGCAUCAAGGCUCCUUUAGAUGGGCCAGUUGCACAAUCGAUGAGCUCCUGAGACGCACCACUCCAAAAGCCAUCAAGAGUGCUCUAGACGGAGUGGCUUCUACCCUUGGGGAUAUUUAUAUCGGAGUAUUGCGGAAUAUUCCAAGCGACAUGAAGGAUGUGGCUAGGUGCAUGCUCCAGUAUCUGGUGUCAGCCAUGCGGCCACUUACUCUCGGCGAGCUGGGAGAAGCUGCGUCCCUCGUGUUCACCGAUGAUUUUGGAGAAGACGACCGUCUCAUCGAACCAGAGGCCAUUGUACACUCUUUGCAUAGCCUUGUUCACUGCGAUACCGGAAAUGACUGCAUCGAGCUCGCCCAUUCGUCAGUUCGCACCUUUCUCACCAAUUCCGAGCUUUCAGGCGCUUACUACGUUGAUCCAGCCGCCGCAAACUCCGUCAUGCUGCAUGCCUGUCUCUACUAUCUCGCACUUCCGCCAUUCAAGCACACGUGUCCUGACGAGGCCGCACUCGCGACGCGCAAACGAGAGUGGCCUUUUCUUGAGUAUGCCGCCUGCUUCUGGACGCGGCAUGCACGAGCCAUGACACUACCGCAUUGCGAUGAACAGAGCUACCUUGCGCUGUUUUCCAAGUUUGCCGCCUCAGCUGGCCACUUUGCGGCGUGGUAUCAGUGCAUCUACCCGCAGGGGGGGCCGCAGAUCUGGGAGACAAGGCCGCUAUACAUGUGCGCCCGCGAGGGCCUCAUCGCGCCUCUGCGUGCACUGCUAGCUAGCUGCGGUCCUGAUGAGCUGGAGCAGCGCGGCGGCGCCCGCAGCUCCACGGCGCUACAUGUCGCAGCCACUUACGGCGAGGUUGAGGCCGUCCGGCUCCUGCUGGCUGCAGGCGCAGACCCCAAUGAGAGAAACGCGGCCGGCGAGAGCGGGAUUCAAUGGGCCGCGUUCUGGCACCAUGACGAGACGGUCCGCGUGCUGCUUGAGGCCGGCGCAUCUCCGGACCUACUCACAUAUCAGGCCAAUCCAGAGCUCUACACUCGAAUGGUACUGCACUCUCAGACAUCUCUAUCUAGGCAUGCAGGCGCGGAGGAGGAUAGUACCUUGAAGGCGAGUGAACUGCAUCUAGAUGAUACAAGAGCUAUGAUUCUAUGA
Molecule: messenger RNA, 2409 nt
Organism: Beauveria bassiana ARSEF 2860
Lineage: Eukaryota; Fungi; Ascomycota; Sordariomycetes; Hypocreales; Cordycipitaceae
Product: Ankyrin repeat protein
Exons: 2
Coding region: 1-2409 (802 amino acids)
Molecular function (GO): protein binding
Source: RefSeq, a predicted model, not a curated record